Molecule: messenger RNA, 2231 nt
Organism: Nelumbo nucifera (sacred lotus)
Lineage: Eukaryota; Viridiplantae; Streptophyta; Magnoliopsida; Proteales; Nelumbonaceae
Product: Pentatricopeptide repeat (PPR) superfamily protein
Biological process (GO): RNA modification
Molecular function (GO): protein binding; RNA binding
Source: RefSeq, a predicted model, not a curated record
UAGUUGGUGAAUCGUUUAAAGUUUUGUUUUAGUUUUUUCUGCUUAUAGAAUUAAUACAAGAUAUUGUACUGUAUUAUUCUUGCAAAGGCCCAGUUUAAAAUGGCCAUCAGUCAGUCAGCCCAUUUCUCAGGCCUUCAGAUUCAGAGGAUUCAGAGCCUUCAAUAAAUUGUUCACCCAUCGAUUCAAAUGGUCAUACUGAGCUUUUUUUGCACAAGUUGAAUUGAUUCCUAACCUUCCCAUACUGAUUACUGAAGCAACCAAAAAUGCAUAACUAUUAUCAAGGUUGCCACACUCUCUAUUAUUAACAUCAUCAACUCAUCACCCCGGCUUCGAAUACAAACAGAAGGAGAACGAAAAGCUCAACCCAAAUCCGUCAGUCAUUAUGCUUUCUAAUGCAAAGAUCUCUACUGAAGGGAACCAAGAAAUCACUCCUACGACAGCCACAGCAACUCCACUCCUUUCUUUCCAAAAAUAUUAUUAGGAACUAUGCUUUUGGAAGAAGCGAUGGUGCUAAGGAUGUAACUCCAUGGACCAAUCUCAUCUCGGUCCUUGCUAGAUGCAGCUCUAGCAGCGAGAUGGCCUUGUUUGAGGCCUCCCGGAUGCGUAAGUUAGGAAUCAAACCCAAUAGCUACACUCUGGUCUGUAUGAUCCGGGCUUCAACGAAUUUGGGCUGGAUUUUCUACGGUCAGCAGCUCCACUGCUACAUCAUACACUCUGGCUUCAUUUGUAAUGUCUUUGUUUCAACCGCUAUUAUCAGUUUUUAUUCCAAGUUCGAGCUAUUCGAUAAUGCCCACAACUUGUUUGUUGAGAUUCUUCAUCCAAAUGUAGUUUCUUGGAAUUCUUUGGUUUCCGGGUACGUGCACGGCGGGCAGCCCCACAAGGCGUUGGCUUUGGUUCGUGAGUUGGACAGGUCGGACUUGCGGCCCGAUUCGUUCACAUUCUCUGCGUCGCUGGUUGCUUGUGUCCAAUUGGGUCUCUUAAAAUUGGGAAGGUCGAUCCAUUCGAAGAUAUUAAAAAUCGGUUUGGAAUGGAAUGUCGUAGUUGGUAACUGUUUAAUCGACAUGUAUGGCAAAUGUGGCUCUACGGACGAAGCAAUCCAGGUGUUCGACGAGACGAUAGACAAGGAUACAGUAACUUGGAAUUCAGUUGUAGGGGCAACCGCCAGGAAUGGAAGAUUCGAAGAAGCACUCAAACUUUUGCUUCAGAUGCCUGCUCCUGAUACAAUCUCAUACAACGAAGUGCUCAAUGGAAUUGCCCAAUUAGGACACAUCGAAGAUGCUGUUCGCUUUCUUGAAGAAAUGCCCAGCCCCAGCUCCUCUUCAUGGAAUUGUAUCAUCAGUGGCUACAUAAACCGGAACAGAUUGCCAGAAGCACUGGGUUUAUUCGCUAAGAUGCACUUGAAAGACAUUGAAAUGGACCAAUUCACGUAUUCUAGCAUUCUAAGAGGCAUUGCAGGCCUCUCAGCUCUAACAUGGGGGACAUUAAUUCACUGUAGAACGAUCAAGACUGGUUUGAAUACAUGCAGUGUCGUCGGAAGUGCUUUGAUCGACAUGUACUCCAAGUGUGGGCAGGUUGACAAAGCUGAAUCUAUAUUCGGUGUGUUGCCUAGAAAGAAUUUAGUAUGCUGGAAUGCGAUGAUAUCAGGCUAUGCACACAACGGCAAUGCAAACCAAGUGAUGAGGCUGUUUGAGCAGUUGGUGACGGCGUCGGACUUGCAACCGGACGGAAUCACAUUUCUUAGUGUCUUACAAGCGUGUGGGCAAGAUGAAGGGUUAUCACAUCUUGGAACACACUACCUCGAGUCGAUGAUCAGGGAAUAUGGGAUGGAUCCAAUGCCAGAGCACUGUUCUUGCAUGAUUCGUCUGUUGGGACAAAGAGGGGAGGUGUGGAAGGCAGAGUGGUUGAUACAUGAAUUGGGAUAUGGGUCGUGUGGGUUGGUGUGGAGGGCCUUGCUUGGUGCAUGUGGAGCUUGUGGGGAUCUGAAGGUUGCAGAGGUUGCAGCUGCCAAGAUAAUCGAGUUGGAAGGUGACAAUGAAUUGGUGUACGUAUUGCUGUCCAACAUGUAUGCAUCUCAUGGGAGAUGGAGUGAUGUGAGUGCACUAAGGGAGUUGAUGAGGAAAAGAGGAUUCAGAAAAGAAGCCGGUUUUAGUUGGAUUGAGGUGGAAAAUGUGGUCUCAACUCUCAACUAGCAAUUGAUUAAUUAAUUACAACCCAAUUAAAUUUUACUGUGA